UCCUGGCCUCUGUUACUCAGACUGCUUGUCCCUAUUCGCCGCAUCUUCUUCACGACUUAUCCUUUGCCUAUAGAACAUUACAUUUUAAUUAGAAAAGAGGAAAAUUCUUCUAAUCUGCACAAAGUACCGACCUCUGACCUUUCUCCACAAGGACAAAGAUGGUUUCACCCAAAUAUCACUGGCGUGGAGGCCGAAAACCUACUGUUGACAAGAGGAGUUGAUGGUAGUUUUUUGGCAAGGCCCAGUAAAAGUAACCCCGGAGACUUCACACUUUCCGUUAGAAGAAAUGGAGCUGUCACCCACAUCAAGAUUCAGAACACGGGUGACUACUACGACCUGUAUGGUGGGGAGAAGUUUGCCACCUUGGCUGAGCUGGUUCAGUACUACAUGGAGCAUCAUGGGCAGUUAAAAGAGAAGAACGGAGAUGUUAUUGAGCUCAAGUAUCCUCUGAACUGCGCGGAUCCCACCUCUGAAAGGUGGUUUCAUGGACACCUCUCUGGGAAGGAAGCAGAGAAGUUACUAACUGAAAAAGGAAAACAUGGUAGCUUUCUGGUACGUGAGAGCCAGAGCCACCCUGGAGAUUUUGUUCUCUCUGUCCGAACUGGCGAUGACAAAGGGGAGAGCAAUGAUGGCAAGUCCAAAGUCACCCACGUCAUGAUCCGCUGUCAGGAACUGAAAUAUGAUGUUGGUGGAGGAGAACGGUUCGACUCUCUGACAGAUCUCGUGGAGCAUUACAAGAAAAAUCCCAUGGUAGAAACAUUGGGCACAGUUCUACAGCUCAAGCAGCCCCUCAACACAACUCGCAUCAAUGCUGCUGAGAUAGAGAGCCGAGUUCGAGAAUUGAGCAAAUUAGCCGAGACCACAGAUAAAGUCAAACAAGGCUUUUGGGAAGAAUUUGAGACACUACAACAGCAGGAGUGCAAACUUCUCUAUAGCCGAAAAGAGGGCCAGAGGCAAGAAAAUAAAAACAAAAAUAGAUAUAAGAACAUCCUGCCCUUUGAUCAUACCAGGGUUGUCCUACACGACGGCGAUCCCAACGAGCCUGUGUCCGAUUACAUCAACGCCAAUAUUAUCAUGCCUGAAUUUGAAACCAAGUGCAACAAUUCAAAGCCCAAAAAGAGUUAUAUUGCCACACAAGGCUGCCUGCAGAAUACGGUGAAUGACUUCUGGCGGAUGGUGUUUCAAGAGAACUCCCGAGUGAUUGUCAUGACGACGAAAGAGGUGGAGAGAGGAAAGAGCAAAUGUGUCAAAUACUGGCCUGAUGAGUAUGCUCUGAAAGAAUACGGGGUCAUGCGCGUUAGGAACGUCAAAGAAAGCGCCGCCCAUGACUACACGCUAAGAGAACUUAAACUGUCCAAGGUUGGACAAGGGAAUACAGAGAGAACGGUCUGGCAGUACCACUUUCGGACCUGGCCGGACCACGGAGUGCCCAGUGACCCCGGGGGCGUGCUGGACUUCCUGGAGGAGGUGCACCAUAAGCAGGAGAGCAUCAUGGAUGCCGGGCCAGUGGUGGUGCACUGCAGCGCUGGGAUCGGCCGGACAGGGACGUUCAUCGUGAUCGACAUCCUCAUCGACAUCAUCCGCGAGAAGGGCGUCGACUGUGACAUUGACGUUCCCAAAACGAUUCAGAUGGUGCGCUCUCAGAGGUCAGGGAUGGUGCAGACGGAAGCACAGUACCGGUUCAUCUACAUGGCCGUCCAGCACUACAUCGAAACACUACAGCGCAGGAUCGAGGAGGAGCAGAAAAGCAAGAGGAAAGGUCACGAGUAUACAAAUAUUAAGUAUUCCCUCACGGACCAGGCGAGUGGAGACCAGAGCCCCCUCCCGCCUUGCACCCCAACACCAUCCUGUGCGGAGAUGAGAGAAGAUAAUGCUCGAGUCUAUGAAAACGUGGGUCUGAUGCAGCAGCAGAAAAGCUUCAGAUGAGAAGACCCACCAAGACUUCAGCACAGAAACAGAUGUGGACUUCACCCUCUCCAUGAAAAGAUCAAGAAUAGGUGCAAGAAAGUUUGCGUGAAGAAUGAACUUGAACCUCGAAGGCUUGCGCUGUGGUCGCCUCCCUUUCGAUGUGCAGAAUCUGAAACCAUUUGAAGACCACUGUAUUCUAACUCAGCAACACCCGAUCUCUACUCACUCAUUUCCUCAGAUAAAUCAUCUCUACAAUGUAGACAGUGUUAUAUUUUAUACAGUUUUCUUUUAAAUCGAGGAAGCAGUUAGAUUGUGCUCUGUACUUUGCAGAUGGUGGUGAUUCGAAUCCUAGUUACUGGCAUUUCUCUUUCUUUUUAUAACCUUAACAAAUUUAAUUUCACCUCCUCUUUAUGGGGGGGUGAUGGGGCACUUGUUAGAGGGAAAAUUAAGUGACAGCAUCCUGUAGAAGUGAAAACAGUUACAUUUAUCAUCACUUAUCCAGUCGUGGAUAAUCCAUUUUGAUGGCCUUUUUUUGGCUAAAUGAUAAUGAGGCCAGUGCCCCAGACUGUCUGAAGCUGACUGUCUCCCUUUGCAUUGCCAUUAGGAAAAUCAUGGGGGAAAAUCAUGGGAAUUCAGGAUCAAAGGCAUGCUUUUUUAUUAGCAGAUGACCAAUGACCAUUCAGCCUGUUGUGGGGAAACAUUUGCCAUAUAUAUAUAUAUAUAUUUUUUUUUUUUCAUUUGAGUACUGUCUUGUGUUUAGAAAAGAUGCAUCUGUGGAUAACCAGUGUUUGGGUUAUCAAUGGUUGCUGAAAACCACCCCAAAACAGAGUGGCUUAAGAUGAUUCUUUAUUUGUCUCCCACUGUUCAACCUGGACUGGGCUCAGCUGGGGGCUGUCCCUCUGCUCGUCUUGCUGGUGUCUCUCUUGCUGGUCAGCAGGUUGACUGUGACACUGGGUGGCUGGGCCCCUUCUCUGCAUGUGGUCCUCGGUCUCCUCCAUGUGCUCCCUCCAUGUGACCUUGCCAGCAGGGUCACUGGGCCUCUUAUGUCACAACUCAGAGCUCCCAAGAGUAUGAGGCAGUAGUGGUCAGGCCUGCUUACGACAACCCCAGAACCGUCAGAGUGUCACUUCUGCUGCCCUCUGUCGAGUAGAGGAAGUCACAAGCCCAACCCAGAUUCAGGAAGAGGAGAAUCCACCGGGCAUGAGGUGGAGGUGCAGUUCAUCGAGGUCCCCAGCCUAACAGACUGUCAAAACCAGUGCGGAGGAAGAAAACCAUUGUUAGCAGAAGUAGAAGCUGCUAGUGAGUGACCCUGGGAAGCUGACACUGCUUGCUGUAGCUGGUGUAAGCUGGAAGUCAGAGAGAGAGGGCCUUCUAGAAGCUUCCUGCACCAGACCUGCAAGCUCUGAGCAUCUUUUCUGAACCAUCAGUUGGGGAAACUGGUCUCGUGAGGAUGGAUGUGUCUGGGGGGGAGCAGAGCAUUCGAAAGCACCGCCUGUCACCGCGGCCCCCGCCGAGGGAGGUGUGGGUGGUGCUGUCGUCACUCCACUGAUUUCCGCCAGGCCACCACUCGGUCCUCAUGGGGCUGCCCGUCAGAUCGAAUCAGCAGUAAGGUUUGCUGACGUGCUACCUGAAGUGCCUUCUCCAAAAAACAGCCCUCUUUGCCCCGUGUGUUGAAUCAUCGCUCGGUGAGUGCAUUUCGAUGGAAGUCUCACUGGUUGACCCUGUGCAGAUGAUAAAGCUACGGCAGCUCUGCCAUGAAGGCAGUUUCCUUUCUGGAAUUCUCCUUGCUGUUGCUCCCGAGAGAACGGGCUAGAUCCAGCCCUGGUAGCAGUUCCCUCCUGAGUUCUUUACCUCCCUUGAAACCCGGAAACCCUUUGGGGUCACCAAUGGCUGCCAUUUUCACAGACGAAAUGUAUAGUGUCCCCCCGCUCCCCCCAUGACCCUAUUUUCCAUCCAUUGAACUUAGAAUUGUUUCAGAACACAGGUGUGGCCUGCAGGUGAUCACCUUGUAAGAGGAAUGUAAUGACCACUGUCCCCUCUCCAGGCCUGUCAAGAGAUUCAAGUUCUGUGUUUGCGUCAAGGACCGUGAAUCCUGUUCUUUCACUUUGUCAUAUUGGAUGGUUCUCCUCUUUGCUUCAAUUUCAUGGAAAUGUUUUUGACCCUGGACUUUGGCGGGGGGGGCGCCAAGUCUUUCACCAGCAUACAAGGGUCUGAUUGUAUAAAUAAUCCUCCCACUGCAUGAAGCCUCUGCCUGUCGCUUUGGAUCGGUGCUUUCUGCUCUUGGAAGGGGGACACCUGAUCUCGGCGAGCUCUCCGCGUGCCAGGACACUGAUUCGUUCAGAUCUCCCUCCAUGGCGUCCGCCAGCUGUCGCGCUAGGACGGGGUAUGCCAGGAUAAGAUUAUGAUGAUCCCGAGGUUGCUAAGGUUCGCUGUGUGUUUGGUCAAAGGGGAUUGCAGGUUCUCAGGUGAGAUUUCUCUCUGUGGGAUGGAAUCAGUCAGGUGAAGGUUGGGGGGAGCGCGAUGUGCGGGUUUAAAAAAUAGUGGAAAUGAAAGUUCCAAAGAGGUGGUUUCUGAGGCCGUCCAGGGGCCCAGGGCUGGAGCAGCCAGUAAUAGUCAAAAAGCAGGUUCCCUGGAAGACAGGUGUGAGAGAGACAUGUUUGGGAUGCUGGUGGACAUUAAAUUUGCACAAUACCCAUAGCUGGUUGGGGAUUUUAAAAUGAUAAGCAUAGGAUUUUAUAUUUGGGGUAAAGAAUGACCUGGCACGUGGCAUUUGUCUUUUUUUUUUUUAAAAAGUGAAAUUUCCGUCUUAAUAACUUUUAUAAAAAAUAAAAUAUAAAAAGACCUUCAUAUCCAGUGUGUGGCCCUCCUGAAAAUUAUGGUCAUCUAUCUGUUCCAUGGAAAUCAAUGACUUUUCAAAGGUGGUUAAAUGGGAUUGAGAAAAUUAUAUGUAUGACUUUCUCUGCAUUUUACAUUCUUUAAGGAGCCCCUUUGCUUUGGAAAAGCCAGGAAAGUUUUUUGGGGUUUUUUAGGGGCGAUUUUCCUGGGGAUUUUAAGAAUAAGAUAAGGCCUUGGGUUAUGUCUAGUCCGGGGGAACGCGGGAGGGUAUGCAGCUGCGAAGUGCUUUGCUGUAGCUAAUUAAUCCGCAGGGGGACUUAGACUAGACGUAAGUGCAAGCCCGGUGCAGUUUUCUGUAUGUUGUUGGGGGAAUAAAGUUUUCCAGAGCAAGCACAUGGCCUCCCUGAGUCGCCGAUGCCUUUGUUAGGACCUGUAGUAGCUCUCUAUUUUUUUGAGAAAUCUUCUCUCCUCUUCCUCUUGAAAAAUAAGUUCCAAAAUGUAGUUUCUUGCUCCUUCCCUCAUUCAAACAUCUGCUCUUUUACUCGCCACAGGCAGUUCGCACAAGGCAGCGCCGUUCAGCCGCUGGUUCCCGCGUGGUGUAUAACUUUGCUGUGUAUCAAACUAAUUUUUACAGGUUUCCGUCCUAAACCUCAUGUCAUGUAAUGAAUCACCCGCCUGUUUUAUUUAUGACCUAAUUGUGAUUCCUUUAUUAAUAAAAGCGAAUGGUAAAGGAUCCUCUAUUAAGCUGACGACUAGACCCAUACUUAAUUUUCCUGCAGCAUAUGAAGUAUUGUACCAGAGUAUUAAAAGAUAUGUAAUAUUUUAUUGAUAAAUCUAUCCUUUAAAAGGAAUACGUUUUAGGAUGUCAUCAUUUUGAUGUGAAAUCAUGUAAAUGUUGAUAAUAUGCACUGUUUAUUAUACAUUUAGUGUUUCAAGAGUUUCACUUAAUUGCCUUUUUGCCCACGUAUAUUAUGUAGUCUAUUUGCAAUUGUUUUUAAAGAAGUGACAUUAAGAGAAUAGUUUAGAGAAACAUUAGUGGAUGUUGUCUCCCCACCUGUAUUUAUGGGUGUUAGUUCAACCGCUUUGCUAGUUGCAGAGCCGUUACUACCAGAGUACAAGUGUAUUUGUAAACUGUAUGGGAACUAAAUUAGGAAUAAAACCAUUUUCUUAUAUGA
Messenger RNA from Miniopterus natalensis, 5918 nucleotides. NCBI's taxonomy places the organism in Eukaryota, Metazoa, Chordata, Mammalia, Chiroptera, Miniopteridae. The record is from RefSeq and is a predicted model, not a curated record.